Molecule: messenger RNA, 1963 nt
Organism: Syzygium oleosum
Lineage: Eukaryota; Viridiplantae; Streptophyta; Magnoliopsida; Myrtales; Myrtaceae
Product: actin-related protein 3
Exons: 9
Coding region: 178-1467 (429 amino acids)
Biological process (GO): Arp2/3 complex-mediated actin nucleation
Cellular component (GO): Arp2/3 protein complex; actin cortical patch
Molecular function (GO): actin filament binding
Source: RefSeq, a predicted model, not a curated record
CGACGGCGACGGCGACGACGACGACGACGACGACGACGACGACGACGUCGGCGCUUCUGUAGGCGCGUCGCCUGAACAUGAUCCCUUGCCUCCCGCGCUCUCUCGUCGGAUCUCUGUCGCAGGUCCAUCUCCGUCGCCGCUCCCUCCUCGUCCUCCUCCUCCCCGCGUUCUCUCUCCAUGGACCCCGCCGCCUCUCGCCCCGCCGUCGUCAUCGAUAACGGAACCGGGUACACUAAGAUGGGGUUCGCCGGUAACGUGGAGCCCUGCUUCAUAGUCCCUACGGUGGUCGCGGUGAACGAGUCGUUUCAGAACCAGUCGCGGAGCUCCUCGAAGAGCAGCAAUUGGCUGGCGCAGCACAGCGCCGGGGUCAUGGCCGAUCUCGACUUCUACAUCGGAGAGGAGGCGCACGCUAGAUCCCGAUCCAGCAGCAUUUACAACCUGACCUACCCGAUCAAGCACGGGCAGGUCGAUAAUUGGGACGCGAUGGAGAGGUUCUGGCAGCAUUGCAUCUUCAAUUACCUGCGGUGCGAUCCGGAGGAUCACUACUUCCUGCUGACGGAGAGUCCCCUCACUGCUCCGGAGAGUCGGGAGUACACCGGCGAAAUCAUGUUCGAGACUUUCAAUGUUCCCGGGCUUUACAUUGCGGUGCAGCCGGUGCUCGCCCUUGCUGCUGGGUACACCACUUCCAAGUGUGAGAUGACAGGCGUUGUAGUGGAUGUUGGAGAUGGUGCUACUCACGUUGUGCCCGUCGCUGAUGGUUAUGUUAUUGGGAGCAGCAUUAAGUCAAUACCCAUUUCUGGAAAAGAUGUUACUCUCUUUAUUCAACAGCUCAUGCGGGAAAGAGGGGAACACGUACCACCGGAGGAUUCCUUUGAAGUAGCGAGGAAAGUGAAGGAAACUUAUUGUUAUACCUGUUCUGACAUUGUCAAGGAAUUCAAUAAGCAUGACAAGGAACCAGCAAAGUAUAUUAAGCAGUGGAAAGGUGUUAAACCAAAGACAGGAGCACCAUACACUUGUGACAUAGGAUAUGAACGAUUUCUUGGACCUGAGGUUUUCUUUAAUCCAGAGAUCUACAGCUCUGACUUUUCUUCCCCUUUGCCUGUUGUCAUUGACAAGUGCAUUCAAUCUGCACCGAUAGACACACGGAGGGCAUUAUACAAGAAUAUUGUGUUGUCUGGGGGAUCUACCAUGUUUAAGGAUUUCCACAGAAGGUUACAGCGGGAUUUGAAAAAGAUUGUGGAUGCCCGUGUUCUUGCUUCUGAUGCCCGACUUGGUGGUGAAGUAAAAGCACAACCAGUAGAAGUAAAUGUUGUUAGCCAUCCUAUUCAGAAAUUUGCUGUUUGGUUUGGGGGCUCUGUACUUGGAUCGACCCCCGAGUUUUUUGAGGCUUGCCAUACGAAAGCAGAGUACGAGGAGUAUGGGGCAAGCAUAUGCCGUACAAAUCCAGUUUUCAAGGGGAUGUAUUGAUACAUGACGAGGAACUCGACUUGGUUGACAUGCCUGGUGAAAAUUGCCCAGAAAUGCUUGACCAUUUGCAACUGUGGCACCUCCAUUUAGCUCUGAGACCGACCCUGCCAUACACUCGUAUAUUCUCUUGCCAUUGCGUCCGGAGGUGGUGUAUAAUACAUGCCUUUUUACUGCUCUGUCUUACUUUCAAGGAAUGUACUUCUGGUGCUCAUUCUUUCAUUAAGGAUAUAGGAGAUUAGGAUGGCUCUGAUUUUGCCGCCAAGAGGUCUCACCAUGCCGGAUUCGACCGGUAGUUCUCAUUCAGUCACAUACAGAAGAAGCUUAAUUGCAUUCUUAGGUUGCAGGUUAGAUGGAUAGGGGAUAGUGAAUAGAAGGUUUUGUUUUCGGUUUUACCAUUUCCUUCUUCGAUUACUUUAGAUGACGUACAUUUUGAGGUCGGAACUCGAUUCUUUCUGGACAGAGUUGGAUCAUAAGAUAAUGUGAAUUACUUUCGCAA